This is a messenger RNA of Merops nubicus (carmine bee-eater), 1015 nucleotides long. RefSeq names its product neuronal PAS domain-containing protein 2-like. Gene Ontology annotation, biological process: regulation of transcription by RNA polymerase II; circadian regulation of gene expression. Gene Ontology annotation, molecular function: RNA polymerase II cis-regulatory region sequence-specific DNA binding; DNA-binding transcription factor activity, RNA polymerase II-specific. The transcript has 8 exons. Gene Ontology annotation, cellular component: CLOCK-BMAL transcription complex. NCBI's taxonomy places the organism in Eukaryota, Metazoa, Chordata, Aves, Coraciiformes, Meropidae. The record is from RefSeq and is a predicted model, not a curated record. The annotation marks the transcript as partial.
AGCGCCGCCGAUUAUAGGAUACUUGCCUUUUGAAGUGCUGGGUACUUCUGGCUACGACUAUUACCAUAUAGAUGACCUAGAGCUGCUAGCAAGGUGCCAUGAACACUUGAUGCAGUUUGGCAAGGGGAAGUCAUGCUGCUAUCGGUUUCUGACCAAAGGACAGCAGUGGAUCUGGCUCCAGACCCAUUACUAUAUCACCUACCACCAGUGGAACUCCAAGCCAGAGUUCAUUGUGUGCACACACAUGGUGGUAAGUUAUGCAGAUGUCCGGGUGGAGAGGAGACAGGAGAUGGGCUUGGUAGAAGUGUCCUCAGAGGUUGUGUCCUCGGCACUAAAGGACAGUGGCACCAGCUUGGACCCUGAACAGCACUUUAAUGCACUUGAUAUUGGUGCCUCAAUCCUCAGCGCUAGUCGGACACCCUCAGUAUCAUCCAGGAGCUCACCAAAAUCUUCCCACACACCCAAGUCAGACCCAGCAUCUACACCAACAAAGCUGAUGGCAGAGUCUAACGCUCCCUUGCCAAGGACACCAGGCGUGCAGCAGGAUUUAUCCGUGCACAGACUCAGUCAGCCUGCCACUCUUCAGGUUUCUUUGCCUUCUCAGCCUCCUUGUGAACUUCUCCCUCAGCAGCUGCUGCCUCAAGCGACUCUGCAAAACCAGCCUGCACCUCUGGCACAGUUCUCAGCACAGUUCAGCAUGUUCCAGACCAUCAAGGACCAGCUAGAGCAGCGGACUCGGAUCCUGCAGGCCAAUAUCCGGUGGCAGCAGGAGGAGCUUCAGAAGAUACAGGAGCAGCUCUGCCUUGUCCAGGACUCCAGCGUACAGAUGUUCCUACAGCAGCCGACAGUGUCCCUGAGCUUUAGCAGUACUCAGCAGCCCGAGCCACAACAGCUACAGCAGAGGUCAGGGGCCAUUCCUCAGCUCGUCCCGAGUCCUCAACUUCAAGGGCAGAUUGCACCUUCGCAAACAGCAAACCAGCAAGCACUGAGAGAAGCAAGCGUGAUAUCGAGCCAG